AUGGGUGCGGAGAAGUACAACAAGACUGUGAGAGUCGCCAUAAUAGGUGGAGGACCCGGAGGUCUUGGCGCUGCGCUUGAGCUGUCCCGCCUUUCCUUCGUUCACUGGGACUUGUAUGAGAAGAAACCCCAAAUCAGCGAGACAGGAGGUGGGAUUUCGUUACAGCCGCACACCUGGAGGUUACUUGAUUUGAACAACGUGUCUCAACACAUCAAUUGCGACGACUUCUUCAGACCUUCGGACGGACAAGUUGAGCAGAGACGAAACGGCAGGAGCGGAGACUUAAUUCGCGCUACAGAGUCCCUACUCGAUGUACCUCCCAAACAUCAGACCUGUCGUCUCACGCGAUCUAAGCUACAAGCUGCUUUGCUAAAAGGCGUCGAUCAAACCCGUGUUCAUGUCGGCAAGAGGCUUGACAGGCUCGAGCAAACUUCGAACGGCCGGAUUCUUUUGUUCUUCAAUGAUGGCCAUGAAGAUGAGGUCGAUCUCUUGAUUGGCGCUGAUGGCAUCAGAUCAUCCAUUCGAGAGGCCUGUUUUCCAGGCGAGACUCUACAUUACAGUGGACAGUGCGUAUAUCGCACGGUUAUUAGGAAAGCCGAUGCUCAACAGAUCAAGGGCAUACCGUGGGCCCCUGUCUUCUGGAAGCACAAGAGCGGCUUGUAUGUCUAUACAUGCCCACUAGGCAACGAUGACUUCGAGGUGACAGCACGCAUCCGCCAACCAAAGAAUGGAGAGGGCCAGGUCAGCUGGGGUCGACCUUACAAGUUUGAUAACCUUCUCCACGAAUUCACGGAUUUCUGCGAACCAGUUCAGCACAUCCUUCGCGUUGCUGCAAAAGGGGAGACACAGGAAUUUGCCUUACUUUCAGGGCCUCGUUCUCGUAGCAUGGCUUUCGGCGGCAAUAUUGCCCUCAUCGGAGACGCCGCUCACGCACUGUGCGGCAACUUUGGUGCGGGUGCAGGAUUUGCACUGGAGGAUGUGUACACGUUGACUGAAAGUCUAGCUUGGGCGUACCGCUCAGAUAUACCCAUAGCCGACGCACUCAGUUUGUACAACUCCAUCAGGUCACCCUAUUAUAAGCGACUUUACGCGACCAUGGACAAGUUUGCAGCUAUCAAAAGUGCCUUGAAAGACAGCCGCUUACCUAUCGAUGAGGAAAUCGAAGCGCGGAUAACAAGGAUAGCAAAUGCUUCAGAGUCGUGGAUGUACUAUCAUGAUAUCGUUGGAGCAGUCGCGAAAGCAAUUUACAAUGCAGACGGGUCAAUCACGACUUCUUCAACAGUCAAUGUGCCAAAAGGACUGUAA
Molecule: messenger RNA, 1305 nt
Organism: Didymella exigua CBS 183.55
Lineage: Eukaryota; Fungi; Ascomycota; Dothideomycetes; Pleosporales; Didymellaceae
Product: FAD/NAD(P)-binding domain-containing protein
Exons: 3
Coding region: 1-1305 (434 amino acids)
Biological process (GO): secondary metabolite biosynthetic process
Molecular function (GO): FAD binding
Source: RefSeq, a predicted model, not a curated record